Molecule: messenger RNA, 3056 nt
Organism: Clupea harengus (Atlantic herring)
Lineage: Eukaryota; Metazoa; Chordata; Actinopteri; Clupeiformes; Clupeidae
Product: nephronectin
Cellular component (GO): membrane
Molecular function (GO): calcium ion binding
Source: RefSeq, a predicted model, not a curated record
CUCAGGAAACCAUCCAAAUAAUUAAUCUCAAUAAACAUACCUCAUUUGCUCUAACAUUAUUCCUAGCCUACAUGUUAACUCCACGUACACAUGUCAUAACUCACUCCUCUCCUGACACGUCAUUCCUCAUCUCACCUCUUCUGCAUUUUUUUUACUUCACCUUCGAGGUCUGUCAAUUCAUGUACUGUAAGUGUUUUAUGACUAUGUUCUUCUGUGUUUCUGCCUUCAAGCUCUUUUGAAAUUAUCUGUGGAGGACCCAUUAAAAGAAAAAUAGCAGCAACUUGGUUGUGCUUGUGCGGUUAUCUUUCUUUCCGUUUUGGCUGUCGGUCUGUAUGUGUGUUCAUAGUAUAUCAUUACAAUGAACGAGGAUGGGGAAACACGUAAUGAAACAGAGUUGUACAUGUUUAUUAAAGCGUCUGCCCACGCACAGAUAAACUGAUGUGAGAGGGGCUGAGGUGAACUUUGGUUUAACUUGGCAAAGAAGUUGCCCUGCACGUGGCGCAUAUCGUAGUCUAGGCAACGGAAAAGCAUGAGUGCCUUCAUCAUGUUCUAGUAAGUGUUUCCCUCUAGGUAAGGAAAAUAGCUGAGGUGCCUCACAAACACUCACUCUGUCACACACACACACACACACACACCCUCAGGACGAGACAGAGCCUGGCGCCGAAACCGACAGCACGAACACUGAUAUCCGUCACCCAUUUCAUUUGUGGUCAGAUCUAGGAAUACCUGUCCCCCACAACCCCUCCCCUCCCUCAGUCUCUCUCGUAGCCUACUCGCUCAGACACACACACGCACGCUCGCAAAGAGAAAGAGAGGGCAGUAGGGUCGGCUUACAGUUCUCAAGUACUGUGUGACAGCGGACCCAGAGCGCGAGAAUGGAGUUUUGGCUGAAGCUCGCGCUCUGUUGCACUGCCGGUCUCGUAGGAGGUGUUGAUUUUGACAAUAGGUUACCGAAGCCACUGGAACUGACCAAUGGGCUAUGCUGGUACGGCUCCAAAGUGGACUGCUGUUGGGGCUGGAGACGAGUCAACUGGGGAGAAUGCCAACCUGUAUGUGACUCGGGCUGUAAAAAUGGUGACUGUAUCGGUCCAGACAAGUGUAAAUGUCAUCCAGGAUACACUGGCAAAACCUGCAACCAAGAUGUGAAUGAGUGUGGGAUAAAGCCCAGGCCCUGUAAGCACAGAUGUGUGAACACUCUUGGCAGCUACAAGUGCUACUGCCUCAACGGAUACAUGAUGAUGCCUGACAACACUUGCCGAAGUCGUACAUGCGCUCUGGCUAACUGUCAAUAUGGCUGUGAGAUGAAGAAAGGAGAGGUAAGGUGCCUCUGUCCAUCACCAGGGUUACGUCUUGGACCUGACCAGAGGACUUGUGUAGACGUUGAUGAGUGUGCGACUGGCCUGGCAGUGUGUCCACGGUCCAGGCGGUGUGUGAACACGUUCGGGAGCUACCAGUGCACCUGCCACCACGGGUUCCAGCUCCGCUAUGCCAACGGCAGAUACCAGUGUAUCAGUGACCGCUCCCUCUGUUUUGACACCCCAGGAUCCAGGAAGUGCAAAUGUAAAGAGAUCGCUCAUGGGAGAGGCCUCCUCUGCAGACCUUUACUCAAGGUAACCAUACAACCACCAAGACCUGAACGAAUUACUAUUGCCCCGCCGAUACCUGACUUCGCCACAACAUCCAAGAGUACAACAAGAAAAGUAAUUAAGAGACCCACAAGAAAACCAACAACCACCAGCAAACCAACAACAACAACUAGAAAACCAACAACAACGACUAGAAAACCAACGAUAACUACUACAAGGAAACCAACAACUACAACUGUGGCAACAACAACAGCAGUUCCAACUACAACUGAAGUGACCACAAUGGACACCACAGCACCUACAAGGGCUGUUACCACGGAUACUACUGCUAUAACCACAGAACCUCUAACAACUACAAGCAUGACAACUGUAGCCCCAACCACAACAGAAUGUAUAACAACUGUAGCACUGACGACCAGGCCAGCAGUAACCACGACAACUGUGGGCCCAACCCCUGUCAGAGUUUCAAAAAAGCCAACUACAGCCCCAACUACCACUGCAGUAGUAGUUACGACUACUGUCCCCAUGGAUACCACAACAUUCAACAAUAACAUUGUGGACACGCCUAAACCCAGAGGAGAUGUACAUAUCCCUCGCAAAGAUAACCAGAAUACCGUGUUUGAUCUGGAUUUUGACAUUGAACUGGGACUCACUGGAGAUUAUGCCAAGGACCAAGCAAGUCCUGGGUCUGUGAGCUGUUCAUUUGAUGAGGGUGUGUGUCCCUGGAUGACAGACAACGAGGGAGAUGUGCACUGGGAGUCUAGGGAGGAUCCCACUGGCGGGCGGUACUUGGCCGUGGGCGAGGCCAGAUCUGGGCGGACCGUGAAGGGGGCGCGGCUGACGAUGCCCUUCGGGUCGGUGACGGGGCCUCUGUGCCUGGCCUUCCGCAGCCGUCUGGUUGGCUACCAGGCGGGAACGCUGCAGGUGUUUGCCAAGAAGGGGCGUGGCCACAGCACUGCGCUCUGGACCAGGACUGGUGGGCAUGGCUGGAGACACGCCCAGAUUUCCCUGCAGGGGCGGGGCCUGAAGAGCAUUGUCAUAAAGGGCGAGAAGAGAAGAGGGAGAAGAGGAGAAGUCUCUGUGGACGACCUCAGCUUACGAAGAGGACUAUGCAACAACUGAGACACUCACACACUCACACACUCAUCACAUUGGAACUCAAACAUUUCACAGGCCGUAUGUUGUUAUAAUAUUUGUUGUUUUUGUUUUGUUAUUAUUGUCCUUGUUUUGUUGUUUAUUAUUAUCAUUAAUAUUUGGCUGCAUCAGCCAAUCAUAAUCUGACUGUGUGCAUUCCGUCCGCGUGUAUUUUAUGAUAGCAUUUAGGAUGAAACGCACUGACUGAAGCCAAACACUAACCCAGGUUUUACUCAUGUUUUUGAUACUAAGGGAGUGUAACUGUACACACCACACACACACACACACACACACACACACACACACACACACACACACACACACACACACACACAC